AUGUCUGCUCGCCGUGCGCCCGGCGCGCCACGUCCAUUAACAGCCUUGGAACGGAGGAGAGUAAUCAUCGCCCUGCGAGACCGGCUCCGGCCUAACGUUACCGACCGCACCUUGUUGGAGACGUAUCUCACUUCCACAGACUGGGAUGCCGAGGCCGCCUAUAAUCUUUGGCAGGCAGACAGGGCCAAGAUCCUUUCUGAACGUGGUGCCACAGAAGACUCUGUCUCCAGUGCCGAAGCAAGCUCGGAAGAUGAAAAGGGAGACGAGUCAAGCUCCUCAAGCUCUUCAAGUUCCUUGAGCAACCCGCCCAGAACUGCUGCUAAUGUUACUGUCAUCACCGCAGAAGACGACGAGGACGAAAAGGAUGGAAAGAAUGAAGAGGAAGAGGAAGAAGAAACUCGAACAUUGAAUGUCAUGCGCAGACACCUCCUUGGUGCCCGUCUCAAUCACAACGUGGAACAAGAGCGUCGAGAUGCCGCCGUGGCACUUCGUUUGCAUUACGAAUCUGAGAUGGAAGAGACACUCGGGACGACAACCUUGAGUCCUUCAGAAGCGAUACUUCUUCUCCAUGUAAACUCAUGGGAUCUUGGCGAGGCGGCCGACAGCUUCACAUCAUUAGAGGACGUCCGCCUGCAACUUCGUGAUUAUGACCGGAUGCGUACGCGUCUGCCAACGGCGAUCGAUCCCGACGAGGUCGACACCAUGAGAGAACAAGAUGAACGGCUCGCCGAGUUCAUAAACAUCACUGGAAGGCCUGACUGGUGGUCUUUGCGCGUGGUAUUACAGGACCACAAUUGGAAUUUGAUUGAGGCUGUCUCAUUCUGGUUCUUGCGCGGGGUUUCUCCCGUUCGACCGUCCAAGAAAGAGGUCCACAGAACUACCAAGGAGGAUCCUGAUGGGAAUAUAAUCGAAUUUGGUAUCCGCGUCGGUGUAGACGAGAGGUCAUUGAAAUGGCCAUCGGCUAAACAAUGUGACGUACCUGCCGCGAUUUUCAUGGACGAAGGUUGGGGAGUAGAACCAGACCAAUACACCCCGACUGAUGCCUCCGAGACGGAGGAGAACGACGAGAAGACGAGGAAAGGUAAAAGCAAGGUGAUCAAAAAGGCCGGCGUGCGCGGUAUUGAGGGUUUCCUACUCGGCGUCAAUGGUGAUCCUUACGAAAGAGUGUAUAAAGGAUGUCCGAAUCCAGCCAAAUUCCUCGUCGAGCACAUCUCCAAGGGCAGGUAUACAUUCAAGCGCUUCAGACAAGAGAAAAGGUUUAUAUGGCCGGACCUUAAGAAGGAAAAGUCACCCAUGUCUCCGUCGGCGCGGGUAGAGUUCGACUGGAACGACCCUUCCCACAUCCAGUUGUUGAACAAUUGGCGUCGACAAGCGGUUGACCGAACAAUCAAAGGCUCCAGACACAAUCCGGGUCAAGCAUGGUCCCAGGAAGAGGACGAGUAUUUGAUCAAGCUGAGCGAGGAACUUUUCGAAGAAAAGAGUCAAUCUUCAACACAUUCCAAGAGAAAGACAGUGGUGGUCAGCAACAAGAAGAAGGAAGAAUGGCGAGAGAGUUUUAACAAGAAAUUCACUGGCACGAUCCCGCAAGGCUCGACAGAGCCGCGCACUGACCGGACACUAGCGGCGUUGAUGCAACGCAGAAGCCGCAUCCAGGAGAUUGUCGACCGGUUUCAUGUGAAACCAGAUGCCAGAUACUUUUUGAAUACCAAGCGCCAAGCUGGCAAGAGGCGCAAGCGCGCGGACUCAACUGGAGAUGCAGAUGCACAUGUAGACCAGUCGAACAUGGCCACAAGCGGUGAAAUCAUUAAGGGUGAGGAAGGUCCUGAGGACAAUGGAGCCUCCGGCGAUGAUGAGGAGGUUCCCAUGGAUAUAUCCUCGGACGAUGACGAGGGGUCCGCUCCUAUGGAUCUUUCAGACUGA
Fonsecaea erecta is the source of this 1920-nucleotide messenger RNA. RefSeq lists its product as hypothetical. The transcript has a single exon. NCBI's taxonomy places the organism in Eukaryota, Fungi, Ascomycota, Eurotiomycetes, Chaetothyriales, Herpotrichiellaceae. The record is from RefSeq and is a predicted model, not a curated record. The coding region runs from base 1 to 1920 and encodes 639 amino acids.